AGGGUUGUCGGCGCAGCCGCAGUGCUCCGGUGGGUGCCCUUAACCUUGCGCGGUUUGCGGCGCGGCCCGAGGACCCGGCGCCCCGUGUGUGUGCGCGCGAGAAAGAGAGGAGAAGCAGAAGGGGCGACGCUCGCCGGGGAGCUGCGCUCGCUCGCUCGCUCGCCCGCCUCCCGCGUGGAAGCAUGUCUUUGGUGGCGGAAGCUUUCGUUACGCAGAUAGCAGCUGCAGAACCUUGGCCUCAGAAUGCAGCAUUGUAUCAGCCGCUGAAAGACGAACAAGUUUUGCUUUCUGAUAAUGCUGCUUGUCUUGCUGUUCAGGCCUUUUUGCAAAUGUGCAACCUGCCAGUCCAGGUGGUUUGUAGGGCAAAUGCUGAAUAUAUGUCCCCAUCUGGGAAAGUGCCCUUUAUUCACGUAGGAAAUCAAGUUGUUUCUGAACUUGGCCCCAUUGUGCAGUUUGUAAAAGCCAAGGGCCAUUCACUUAGUGAUGGGUUGGAUGAAGUCCAAAAAGCUGAGAUGAAAGCCUACAUGGAAUUAGUCAAUAAUAUGCUUUUGACAGCAGAGCUGUAUCUUCAGUGGUGUGAUGAUGCUACAGUCCAGGAGAUUACCCAUCCAAGAUAUGGAUCUCCUUAUCCUUGGCCCCUGAAUCGUAUUCUGGCCUACCAGAAACAAUGGGAGGUCCGACGUAAAAUGAAAGCUAUUGGCUGGGGCAGCAAGUCGCUUGAUCAGGUGCUAGAAGACGUAGAUCAGUGUUGCCAAGCCCUUUCUCAAAGGCUUGGAACACAGCAGUAUUUCUUCAAUAAGAAGCCAACUGAAUUAGAUGCUUUGGUGUUUGGGCAUCUGUUUACAAUCCUUACUACUCAGCUGAUCAGUGACGAACUAUCGGAGAAAGUGAAAGGCUACAGCAACCUCAUUGCAUUUUGCAGAAGAAUAGAGCAGCACUACUUUGAGGGGCACGACAAAGACAGCUUGGCAACUCUUCCAUCUCCGACGCUGAGGCGGUCAUUGAUGACCUGAAUGUUCUUUGGUGGCAGAAAUUUGGCAAACGGAUCUUUGAUUUUUGCAUUGUUUAAAAGAGACUAGUAACGACUUUGGAAAAUUGGAUGCACUGCACACUUUCUGUUUGAAAACUGCCAAAACUGUUGUAGCCCAAGAAAGAGAAUGUCCUUGUGACUAAUUCUACAAACACACAUUAUGAUGAAAUAAUUAGAGUGGGCUUUGUUGUAAUAUUAGCCUGCAUGCUGUUUUAACGUAACUCUAAAGUGUCCUUGAAAAACAACAUUGUACCAGAAUCCAACAACAAUAAAAUUUAUGACAACUCUG
Molecule: messenger RNA, 1319 nt
Organism: Lacerta agilis (Sand lizard)
Lineage: Eukaryota; Metazoa; Chordata; Lepidosauria; Squamata; Lacertidae
Gene: MTX2
Product: metaxin 2
Exons: 10
Coding region: 183-1013 (276 amino acids)
Biological process (GO): mitochondrion organization
Cellular component (GO): SAM complex
Source: RefSeq, a predicted model, not a curated record